Messenger RNA from Lindgomyces ingoldianus, 879 nucleotides. RefSeq names its product Mob1/phocein. Gene Ontology annotation, biological process: signal transduction; cell division; positive regulation of protein phosphorylation. Bases 1 to 879 code for a protein of 292 amino acids. Gene Ontology annotation, cellular component: cytoplasm; nucleus. Gene Ontology annotation, molecular function: protein kinase activator activity. NCBI's taxonomy places the organism in Eukaryota, Fungi, Ascomycota, Dothideomycetes, Pleosporales, Lindgomycetaceae. The transcript is spliced from 3 exons. The record is from RefSeq and is a predicted model, not a curated record.
AUGUCAUUCGAUAGCCAGGGCGUCUCUGAAGGUUCCUUGCCUUCUGGCUCGCGGAGACCGCCUUUCUUCUUCCGAGAGGAGUACGCUGGUCUCAUUGUUAAAGGUAACUUUAUGACGUUGGCUGCGAAGCCGAAACUAGUUGAAGAUGGUGAAUGGCUUGCGCAUCAAGUGGUCGAACAAUAUCGCUUGCUUGAGCAAAUGAUCGACAUUAUCAAGGUGCCGGAUGAGAAGACUCUAAAGCCGAUUUGCAACCACGAAGUUUGUCCUACCAUGUCGGCCAGUGGUCACACCUACACCUGGCUCGACAACAAAAAGAACCCCAUCAAAAUCCCCGCCAUCCAAUAUAUCAACCUCGUGCAAAAAUGGAUCGUCGGCAAAAUCAACGACCCCUCCAUCUUCCCAACAGACACUACCUCACCCACCUUCUCCGCCGCCACGUAUCCGUCAGGCUCCCUAACCCCAAUGUCAACGCCGCAGCCCCUUGGCCCAACCAACCUCAACGCUCCGCUCUCCCAACUCUCCGGCCGCGAAUGGCUGGGCAAGCCCUCCGGAUUCCCUGAACACUUCGAAUCCGACAUCAAAAGCAUCUACCGUCAGAUGAUGCGGUGCUACGCGCACAUCUACCACGGCCACUGGCUCGAGCCCUUCUGGAAUAUCAAUGCGUACAAGGAGCUCAACACGUGCUUCAUCCAUUUUAUCAAUGUCGGGAAAUUGUUCGGGUUGUUGGGCGACAAAGAAGUCGAGCCCAUGCAGCCGUUGAUCGAUGUCUGGCUUGCGAAAGGACUGUUGCCGCCUUCACCACAGCAGCAGCAACAGCAACAGCAGCAGAAGGAAAAUACGGGGCAGCAGCCCGCUGGUCAGGCUGCGCCUGGCUCUUGA